Messenger RNA from Lycium barbarum (goji berry), 5248 nucleotides. Its product is annotated as phospholipase SGR2. The transcript has 21 exons. The record is from RefSeq and is a predicted model, not a curated record. The coding region runs from base 2027 to 4810 and encodes 927 amino acids. Gene Ontology annotation, cellular component: cytoplasm. NCBI's taxonomy places the organism in Eukaryota, Viridiplantae, Streptophyta, Magnoliopsida, Solanales, Solanaceae. Gene Ontology annotation, molecular function: glycerophospholipase activity; metal ion binding.
UUCACAUUUCCAUUUUUUCAAUGUUCUAAUUAAUGCCCUUUUAAUUAGUUGAACAUUUGUUUGAUGAAUUUUAUAUAGAAUAAUCCAAUAAACGUAGUUUAGAGAAUUUAUUUGGGCAAAACCUGUAAUUUUUUGAGUUGAUACCCACUUGACUGAGAUUUCUGAGAAAUUGGGAAAAUUACGGUCUAUGUCUACUUGGAGGAAAUAUUUACGCCACGUAGCCCAUAUUUUGAGUUUGUUAUCUGGUUUAGUCCAUAUUUGUGUAUAAACACCUUUUAUACACUAUUAUACAAGGUUGAUAGAUUAUGUAUAAUGCUUUCCACCAGGCAUAAUGUUGUAUAAUAUUGUAUAUUGGGCUACGUGGCGUAAUAUUUUAUCUUGGGCUGUAGUUUAUUGAGUUCAUACCACUUGACUGAGAUUUCUGAGAAAUUGGGAAAAUUAUGGUCUAUGUCUACUUGGAGGAAAUAUUUACGCCACGUAGCCCAUAUUUUGAGUUUGUUAUCUGGUUUAAUCCAUAUUUGUGUAUAAACACCUUUUAUACACUAUUAUACAAGGUUGAUAGAUUAUGUAUAAUGCUUUCCACCAGGCAUAAUGUUGUAUAAUAUUGUAUAUUGGGCUACGUGGCGUAAUAUUUUAUCUUGGGCUGUAGUUUAUUGAGUUCAUACCACUUGACUGAGAUUUCUGAGAAAUUGGGAAAAUUAUGGUCUAUGUCUACUUGGAGGAAAUCUUUACGCCACGUAGCCCAUAUUUUGAGUUUGUUAUCUAGUUUAAUCCAUAUUUGUGUAUAAACACCUUUUAUACACUAUUAUACAAGGUUGAUAGAUUAUGUAUAAUGCUUUCCACCAGGCAUAAUGUUGUAUAAUAUUGUAUAUUGGGCUACGUGGCGUAAUAUUUUAUCUUGGGCUGUAGUUUAUUGAGUUCAUACCACUUGACUGAGAUUUCUGAGAAAUUGGGAAAAUUAUGGUCUAUGUCUACUUGGAGGAAAUAUUUACGCCACGUAGCCCAUAUUUUGAGUUUGUUAUCUGGUUUAAUCCAUAUUUGUGUAUAAACACCUUUUAUACACUAUUAUACAAGGUUGAUAGAUUAUGUAUAAUGCUUUCCACCAGGCAUAAUGUUGUAUAAUAUUGUAUAUUGGGCUACGUGGCGUAAUAUUUUAUGAUGGGCUGUAGUUUAUUGAGUUCAUACCACUUGACUGAGAUUUCUGAAAUUGUAUUUUGCUAAUACUAGAUGCUGCAUACAUUUGUUGUUUACUGGUGUUAUGGUUACACAAUAUUUUGCUGUUGUUACUAUUCUUUUUCUGAAUGCUGUGUACUGCUUUCCUUAUUAGUUGUCAUGUUUUCUUUGCUGCCGCAUUUCCUCUUUCAUAAUUACCUUGCUUUGAUGCACUCGAGUCGAUGGUGGUAAGAAAAAAUUUCCCAUUUUUUCUAUAAGUAAAAUAAACUAUAUGAAAUAGAAAAUUCGAGGGGGGUGGGGGCCAGGGCGGGGUGAUGGGGUAAGAAAAAAAUUCCAUUUUUAUAUAAAAGUAAAAUAAAAUAUAUGAAAUAGAAAAUUCUUCUGGAAAAACCUCUCUACCUCCACGAGAUAGGGGUAAGGUCUGCAUACAUAGACCCUUCCCAGACUCCAUUUGUGAGAUUAUACUGGGUAUGUUGUUAUUGUUGUUGUUGUUGAAGGUAUAGUUGACUGGUAGAGAGUGUUUGGACUUUGGGUAUUAGCACAAUUCUCUGGUUAAUAGUCAUCUAUAACCCACAUAAGUAGGAUUUCCAAUUUCAAAAAUUUCAAUGUCCAAAGCAUUUUUUCUGUUGAUGGACAGAUUUAAUUAAUGCCCUCAAAUCAGUUGUGCAUUUGUUUGAUGAAUUUGUGUAGAAGAUUUCAGUAAACAAAGAUGAACUAGAGUUUUCAGCUGGGCAAUAUCUAUAAGUAUUCGAGUUCAUACCACUUGACUAAGAUUUCUGAGUUUGUAUUUUGCUAACAUCGAUGCUGCAUACCUAUUUUUUCAUUUGAAGGUAUAGUUGACUGGUAGGAGCAAAUGGCAUCUGUUUCUGGGUCUAAAAGUUGGAUUGAUGAAAGCUCUCCUGACUUGUUGAAGAACACACCGUCAAAUAUUAGGAGGUUAGCAGAUGAGAUUGAGCACUUAGAGGGUAGGCAAAAGUACCUUGCUCAGACUAGAAGUCCUUCAGAUGGUGGUGAUGUUCGUUGGUAUUUCAACAAGAUGCCUUUGGCAGUAAACCAACCUGCUGCCGCAGUCCCCCAAGCAGAGAUAGUGGGAAAGGGUGAUUACUUUAGAUUUGGCAUGAGAGAUUCUCUUGCAAUUGAGGCUUCUUUCUUGCAGAGAGAGGAUGAAUUGCUUUCUUGUUGGUGGAAAGAGUAUGCAGAGUGCAGUGAGGGCCCAAAAGGGGCUCCAAAUAGAUUUAGUCCUGCAUCAGAAAUAUCUUCUCCGGAGAGCUCUCAAGCAGCUGAAAAGUAUUCAGUUGAAGAAGAAAGAGUCGGGGUCCCCGUAAAGGGUGGCCUCUAUGAGGUAGAUUUGGUGAAGAGACAUUGUUUUCCUGUUUACUGGAAUGGAGAAAAUCGUCGUGUCUUAAGAGGUCACUGGUUUGCUCGUAAAGGGGGUCUGGAUUGGCUUCCACUACGUGAAGAUGUUUCUGAGCAGUUGGAGUUUGCAUAUCGCAGUAAGGUUUGGCAUAGAAGAACCUUUCAGCCAUCAGGGCUCUAUGCAGCUCGAGUUGAUAUGCAAGGCUUCUCCCCAGGACUGCAUGCUAUUUUUACUGGAGAAGAUGAUACUUGGGAAGCCUGGCUAAAUGCUGAUGCCUCUGGUUUCGCUGGUGCUAUAGGAUUUGGGGGGAGUGGUGUUAAGCUAAGGCGUGGAUAUGCUCUUCCUCAGUCAUCAAAACCAACACAGGACGAAUUACGUCAACGGAAGGAAGAAGAAAUGGAUGAUUAUUGCUCACAGGUCCCUGUUCGACAUCUGGUGUUCAUGGUUCAUGGUAUUGGUCAAAGGUUGGAAAAAUCAAAUCUUGUAGAUGAUGUUAGUGACUUCCGUCAUAUCACGUCAAUCCUUGCUGAACGACACUUAACCUCGUACCAACGUGGCACUCAGAGAGUCCUCUUCAUCCCAUGCCAGUGGAGGAAGGGCUUAAAGCUUGGUGGUGAGGCUGCAGUUGAAAAAUGUACUUUAGAUGGUGUGCGGGGAUUGCGCGAGGUGUUGAGUGCUACGGUGCAUGAUGUGCUGUAUUACAUGAGCCCCAUUUACUGCCAGACUAUUAUUGACUCGGUCUCCAACCAGUUGAAUAUGUUAUACUUGAAGUUUCUUAAGAGGAAUCCCGGUUAUAGUGGAAAGGUUUCCUUGUAUGGUCAUUCCCUUGGGAGUGUCUUGUCAUAUGAUAUCCUAUGCCAUCAAACAAAACUGUCCUCCCCUUUUCCCAUGGAGUGGUUGUACAAAGAACAAAAUGAGAAUAAAUUGUCUCAGCAGGAUCAAAGCAACCUAUCUUUAGACCAAAACUCUGCCUUCAGUUCAGAUGAUGAAACCUAUAUUAGGGGGGAAAAUAAAAGUAAUGUGUCAGAUAAAGACAAAAUGAAUGUAGAACCAAGCUCAUCAGAUUCUGUGGAAGAUCGUACUGAAGAUGUUUGUCAUCCAGUGGGCCCUCCUGCUUCAUCAGACUCAGACGAAACAGCCACAACCGAUGAUUUCAAGAAACUUAAUGAUUCCUCAGCAAAUGAAAAUUCUCACGAACCUCCUAUUGAUGAAAGGGACACCAUAAAUGAUGCCGAGAAAAUGGAAGAUGGAAUAGUUGAGUUUGAUCAAAAUAUUGAUGAGGGAGCAUCUGAAAAGGAAAAAGACAGAACAAUCAUUUCCCUGAGGGAAGAGAUUGAUAUGCUGAGAGCAAAACUCCAAGAAUUAGAAUCCGAGUGUGUAAAGAAAGAAAAGGGAGGAACGAACUCAGCUACGAGAAUUCAAUAUACUCCUGGAAGGCUUUCUCCUGAGGAAAGUGAUUCCGCAAAGAGUUAUACCCCGCAAAUAAGAUACACAAAGUUGAAAUUUAAGGUCGAUACAUUUUUCGCUGUUGGAUCCCCUCUUGGUGUUUUUCUUUCCCUCCGCAAUGUCCGUAUUGGGAUUGGCAGGGGGAAAGAAUACUGGGAAGAGGAUAAUAUAGUUGAAGAGAUGCCAGCUUGUCGACAAAUGUUCAACAUAUUCCACCCUUUUGAUCCGGUGGCAUACAGAAUAGAACCACUCGUCUGUAAGGAAUAUCUCAACAAACGCCCCGUCAUUAUACCCUACCACGGAGGUGGGAAACGACUGCAUGUUGGUUUUCAGGAAUUUAAAGAAGAAGUAGCUUUGCAUUCACAGGCUUUUGUGAACAAUAUUAAUACUGUAAAGGUAAAGGUGAUUACUCUUUGUCAAUCGAGAGACAAGGAUGGCGAAGAUGAGGGUCCCCAAGAUUCUCAGGAGAUAGAAGAGAGGUCAUAUGGUUCAAUUAUGAUGGAGAGAUUAACUGGAAGUGAAGAUGGUCGAGUAGAUCAUGUUUUACAAGAUAAAACAUUUCGGCAUGCAUACAUCUCAACCCUUGGAGCGCACACGAACUACUGGAGAGAUAAAGAUACAGCUCUUUUUAUGCUAAAACACUUGUACCGGGAUAUACCAGAGGAUUCCUACUCGUCCUGUGAACCUGUGGAGGGAAGUUCAAAGGAUGAUAGAAAUACAGUGAGCUGGUCUGAUCAAAGAGAGGAGGCUGAUGAAGAAUUUCCAUUAACAUUUGCGGACAAAGUAACUGUGAAAAGUUUUUCUCACAAAGCCCGGAAAACUCUGAAGUGGUGAAUCAUGUUGAUCUCUUUCGACUAGAGGUGCAGAAAAUACCAUUUCUGGAGUUAUGUUACUUCAAGGAGAGUGUUGAAGUAUAUUUGCCACUUGCGAUGCUCAACUUGUCCUUCAUUCAAGUGGUGGGCUCCUUUGUGAGGCGCGGUCGGAAAUACCGUAUACUGGUUGCAGAAUUUGAUGUGAACGAAGGCAUAUCUCUGCAUCCGUGAUGUUUAACCAUCUCCGGUUAGAUUGAUCUCCGUCUCGAAAGGAAAAUGAGAAGCAUAAGAUCGGUCUUCCGGUGUAAAAAGUGAAAAAGGAUAUGCUUAUGUGACUUGAGCCGUUUGUGUAUACUUGUUUUUAGAUGUGAAUUUCUGGCACUGACAUGUAAAUAUAGCUCUGUUAGAAUGUAUCAAUAUGCAGCUUAAUUUAUGUAAUUCAUUGUCAUUUUCCUCGUUG